Molecule: messenger RNA, 1338 nt
Organism: Sphenostylis stenocarpa
Lineage: Eukaryota; Viridiplantae; Streptophyta; Magnoliopsida; Fabales; Fabaceae
Source: the annotation of a GenBank genome assembly
AUGAUACUUGAUAUCCGUCAAGGUAAAGAUAUGAUAUCCUCAACUUUCUCCCAGGUUCAUUCAUUUUGUGCCAAAGUUGUCAAAGAUCAUUCUCUUAUUGAGUCAUCAACUACAAGGAGAAAACAGCUGGCAGAGUCCAGCUGUUUUUGUCUUCGUUACCCCAAGAAAACCAGUUACCAGAUCAAUUCUUUUAUGAAGGAUAUGGCUGUUCUUGCACCAGCAAGUUCAUGUUUUGGAGCAAAGUAUCAGGCUCUAGCACCAUUGAGAAUUUUAAGGGGUCUGGUGUGUCUACUGGUGCUGCUUUCAACAGCAUUUAUAAUGUUAGUGUUCUUUGGCUUUAUAAGUGCUGUUAUAGUUCGACUUUUUAGUAUCAGUUACAGCAGGAGAGCGACUUCCGUUUUCUUUGGUGCCUGGCUUGCUUUGUGGCCCUUUCUAUUUGAAAAGAUCAACAAGACUAAAGUUGUGUUUUCUGGAGAUAGUGUUCCUUCGAGAGAACGGAUCUUACUGAUCGCAAAUCAUAGAACUGAGGUUGAUUGGAUGUAUUUGUGGGACCUUGCCUUGAGGAAGGAAUGCCUUGGAUACAUAAAAUAUAUUCUUAAGAGCAGCUUGAUGAGACUUCCUGUUUUUGGUUGGUCAUUUCACAUACUAGAGUUCAUCCCAGUGGAAAGAAAGUGGGAGGCUGAUGAGUCAAUCAUGCGCCAUAUGCUUUCCACAUUCAAGGAUCCCCAAGAUCCUCUGUGGCUUGCUCUCUUCCCAGAAGGAACUGAUUUUACUGACCAAAAGUGCCUUCGGAGUCAAAAAUAUGCUGCUGAACAUGGGUUACCAGUUCUGAAAAAUGUUUUACUUCCAAAGACAAAGGGCUUCUGCGCCUGCUUGCAAGAGUUGAGGGAAUCUCUCACUGCAGUUUAUGACGUGACCAUUGGCUACAAAGACCGCUGUCCAUCUUUCUUAGACAAUGUCUUUGGGGUGGAUCCUUCUGAAGUUCAUAUUCAUAUCCGCCGUAUCCCCCUCGGUUCUGUCCCGGUCUCUGAAGAAGAAAUGUCCACUUGGUUGGUAAAUAGAUUCCAGCUGAAAGAUCGGUUACUUUCCAAUUUUCAAAUUCAAGGUCAGUUUCCGGAUCCAGCAACAGAAAGGGACCUCUCUAGUGUGAAGAGCAUUUUAAAUUGUAUGACAAUUGUUACUGUUACAGGUACAUGCAUGUACUACAGUUUUUCCUCUCUCUGGUUUAAACUUUAUGUGUCUCUAGUCUGUGCUUAUUUGGUUCCAGCUACAUAUUUCAAUAUUCGGCCACAGCCCAUUCUUAGCAUUUUGAAGAUGAGAUCAACAUGCCACCUCUGA